Messenger RNA from Caenorhabditis elegans, 1164 nucleotides. RefSeq names its product Serpentine Receptor, class J (gene srj-24). The transcript has 7 exons. The record is from RefSeq and is marked reviewed. Bases 1 to 1023 code for a protein of 340 amino acids. Lineage: Eukaryota; Metazoa; Nematoda; Chromadorea; Rhabditida; Rhabditidae.
AUGCACACAAGUUGGGCUCACUACUACGUUCCAAAAUUCAACGGAUUUGGCUCUUUCUUGGUUAACCCGUUAUUUAUUUUUCUGAUUCUCAAUGAUACAAAGUUGAUGUUGGGCAACUAUCGAUGGUUGAUGCUGUUCUUUGCAAUAUUUAACAUGAGUUGCUCGGUAGCAGACAUGCUUGUGCCGCUGUGCGUUCACAAUUACCGGCAUGCAUUUUCGGUUUUCACAUCUGGAGGACCUUUUGAAAAAUACUCUGAACUCAAUCAGUUGUUACUGGCGGUUAGAUGUGGAUUUAUAGGUACCACCUAUGGAAUCCUCCACGCACAUUUCGCAUAUCGAUUCUUGGUUUUAUUCAAGAAUAACCAACUGAACAAGCACUUCGUACCAUAUGGAUUAUUGAUAACAAUCUUAUACUGUUUAUUUCAUUUCAUGUUUUGGACAUUUACAUGCUAUUACUUUAUUGGAGCGGACUUGGAGCGGAAAAUUUACAUGCGGGAUCCUAUAAUGGAGAUUUAUGAUGUGGACUCUACAAAAAUCAAUAUGAUUAUCGCACUCUAUGAGGGAGGAAGUGAAAUUGUAAUAAGAAAAUCGAUAAUUGGAAUCAUCGCCAACACAAUUUUAUCGGUGGCAUCUGUGCUGAUCUAUACGAUUAUUGGAUUUUUAAUCAUUCGUAAAUUACGAAGCAACACGCUUCUAAUGAGCAAGAAGACAAAAAGGCUGCAAGAUCAACUCAUGAGAGCCUUAAUUGUGCAGUCCGUAAUCCCGUCAUUUGUCAGUUUUGCUCCAACUAUGGCGUCCUGGUAUGAGCUAAUCAUUGGCUUUCAUCUAGGGAGAGCAGUUUACUACACUUCCUCAGUUCUAGUCUCUACAUUCCCAUUUUUCGACCCAACCGCCAUAAUUGUCUUCAUACCAUCGUUUCGAGCAAAGUGCGAAAAAUUCGGAAUGAAUCUGUUAACGUUGGGGAAAGCUGGGCAACGUUCAGAUGGGAACAAUACAGCUCAAGUGAUUUCGAAUAAUACAUAACAGUUUUCUUAAACAUUCUUCACUUUCUUCCUAAUAUUUUCAUUGUUAGCUAUCUGUCCGCUGUUACCUACUAUUGCCCGAUGUCACCCGUUGGAAUUCUAUAGGCAGGUUCAAAUAAAUGCAUCACAGGGUAACAAUUAA